AUGGACCAGUGUCUGCGGAAUGCAAAUUCUUACUGGCGAAUUCGAGUGAUCAGUCGAAGACAGAAGAAACUCCCUCUUGGUCAGGAUAUGCAGUUGCCGUCGCUCACAGUGAAAGACCAAAUAAUGAGAUGCAUGGGAAGAUACAGGGAGUCUGAAGAGCCACUCCUAAGUUUUCCAGUGAUAUGGAGACCAUGGAUUCCCUGUCAUAGAGAAACUGGAUGUCUAGAAAAAUUUGUCCAAGGGAAUGUGCCAUCAAGAACCAGACAGAUGUCCAAAGGUGCCCAUGGAUUCCAGCACCCUGUCAGGCUCUUCAUGCCCAAGUCCAGGACUGAGGAAUAUGUGUCUCAUUUGGGGAAGAUGGUCUUGGACAGUUUCCCUGUCCAAGCCACUCUCCACUUCUACAACGAUGACUCCAGCUCUGAGGAUGAUGAAGAUAUGGAGGAAGAGCUGGAGGUUCAUUCACACAGUUUGGAUCACAGAUCCCAUCCACUCAGAGAGAAUUUAGAGAGGUAGCUAGUCUUUACUGUUUUGGAAACAAGCAGGUGUGAUUAGACAAGGGAGACGGACAGUGCAGCAGGUCACAGGAGACAUGUUACUUCCAUGGCGAGGGUCUAGUAGGACCCAAUGUGUUCACCUGAGACAGCCACAGAAAGCCGGGAAGGGCCAGGUCACUGGCUGCAUGUGGC
Salvelinus fontinalis (brook trout) is the source of this 686-nucleotide messenger RNA. Its product is annotated as protein ripply3-like. The transcript has 5 exons. The coding region runs from base 1 to 513 and encodes 170 amino acids. Gene Ontology annotation, biological process: negative regulation of transcription by RNA polymerase II; embryonic pattern specification. The record is from RefSeq and is a predicted model, not a curated record. Gene Ontology annotation, cellular component: nucleus. Lineage: Eukaryota; Metazoa; Chordata; Actinopteri; Salmoniformes; Salmonidae.